AUAUAUCGCCGUUUUAGCUUCCCUAUCCCCUUCUGCUCCCUUAUUUUUCUAGCCAUUCCAACCUACUAAUACUAGUUCAAAAUUGUGUCUGUUUUAGCCACAUCAACGGUACAAAUCUUUCUCCCGCCUUCCAAUCUCUUACUAUAAUUUUUUAUUUAUUUAGUAGCCACCUUUAAAAUUCAGUCCCUUUUUUUCCCCAACCUUCUCUAUUUACUGUGUGAUCUUGAUUGGGAUUUCCUGUAACAUUUGUAGUGAUGGAUCUCAAGGAAGUAAAGAGAUCAGAAGAAGCAGAGGAAAUGAAUAGUACAAACAAGAUGAAAUCUUGCAGUUGUUGUCAUACUACAAGAACCCCCCUUUGGAGAAGUGGUCCAUCAGGUCCAAAGUCGUUGUGUAACGCAUGUGGGAUCAAGUACAAUAAGAAGAGGAGACAGAUUUUGGGUGUUGAUAAGAAGAGGAGAAUUAUUAGUAAAGAGAAAAAGAGUAGAGAAAUUGGAAAAUUGAUGGCAUUGGGAGGCAAAUUAAGAGAAGAAGAACAAGCAGCGAUACUUCUCAUGGCUCUUUCUUGUGGAUCUGUUGACAAAAUACUAUUCUAACCCCUUGUAAUUCUUACUAAUUAAUUGACUCAUUUUGAUCAAGAGUUUUUUUUUUUUUUCAGAUUCAGUUGUAAUGCCUAAUGUAGUAAUUUUUUAGUACUUUUAUUUUUCCUGUU
Messenger RNA from Solanum dulcamara, 709 nucleotides. RefSeq names its product GATA transcription factor 16-like. The record is from RefSeq and is a predicted model, not a curated record. The transcript is spliced from 3 exons. Gene Ontology annotation, biological process: regulation of DNA-templated transcription. The coding region runs from base 255 to 593 and encodes 112 amino acids. NCBI's taxonomy places the organism in Eukaryota, Viridiplantae, Streptophyta, Magnoliopsida, Solanales, Solanaceae. Gene Ontology annotation, molecular function: sequence-specific DNA binding; zinc ion binding.